GGAGCGAUCAAGUUCUUCUCAGACAUGUUUUGUCUCCACCAUCUGAGUAAUUACGUCGGCAAAAUAUUAUUCUUUGAAAGGCUUCCCUCGAUGAUGGAAAGUGAUUCACUCAGCGAGGUUUCUGCAGGCAGUGCUGAAGGUCUGUUUGCCACACUAAGCAUGUUUGUCUGUAGACUUACAUUGCGGCCUCAGAGGAUGGGUUACUAGCACGCGCACCAAAAUUGUCGUGCGCCGACUGGAUGAUGACGUGUAACCUAUUUAAGGGCAGCUGGCAAUCUAGUACUACGCUGGACCCACACCUUGAAGUCGUGUUGCCUGUGUUAUGCAAGCGGUGCCACACUCUUUCUGCAAGGAGUGACGCACCACGUCGGUAUGCUAAUGAAAUGCAAAAAGUGGAGCGCGAGUUGAAGUCCAUAUCGCAGACUCUGAGUGCUGAUCUACUCCAACACAUACUUCGUGUCUUCAGAAAUGCAUACUUUGAACAUGCAUUGUCAACGACACGUCAAGCGAGCCGCAUUGAAUAUGACAGGCAAUUCAACAUUCCUUCUAUGACUAAAGAGGUAGAGGUUCUCCAAGCGAAACUCGAUGCAACGGUGGAUGAGGAUGACCAACGAGCACUGGAGGAGGACGUCACAGGCAAGAUCUUGUGGCUGUGUUGGUGUGGGAUAUGUGCGGAAGUCGACCAACUGUUACCAAAGGUUGUGGAUUACAUCUGGAGAGAAGGAAACAUGAAGGGCUUAGGGGAAAUUACCUUCGUUAUGCGUUCAACAAACCCAGGUGAUGAUCAAGCUCACUUGCAGCGGAUCAUGCUUGAUGCAGGAACAAGCACAUCGAAACAUCAUUUAUGGCUUGCCGCUCGCGCAGCGGAGCAAGCCAAGUGGUCAGGUGCGACCAGGGUCACCACUGCUAUGAAUAACCAAGGUCCCACCGCGAGCACAAGCACUCAACCCCCCUCCACAUCAUUGGUUUAGCAAACAUGGGUAUUGGUAAGCUUGUCCUUGAUUUUGCCUGGAUAAAUUCAGUUCGUUGAUGAGUGAUGACGAUCGUGAUAGUAACGGGGGUG
Molecule: messenger RNA, 1063 nt
Organism: Pisolithus orientalis
Lineage: Eukaryota; Fungi; Basidiomycota; Agaricomycetes; Boletales; Pisolithaceae
Exons: 9
Coding region: 240-971 (243 amino acids)
Source: RefSeq, a predicted model, not a curated record